ACUAUUUUUCAUGGCAAUUAUUCAAAUCCAGUAUUAAAAGAUUGUUUCCUGUACAUUUAUUUUCAGUAUGACAGGGUCACUGUAGCCAUCCUACAAUGUUUUCUUACUGCCCUCAAGCUUGACCAACAGAUGAUGGUCAGACAGAUUACAAGUGAAUGUUAAUGGGAGUCAAAUUGCUGUCUCCGCCACAUCCCCUAACAGAGGAACAUGUGCCCUUCAAAAUAUGACUAAACUUUGAUGUUUUUUUCAGAUUGGGUACAAUGGAGGUGAAGGUGUUUGUGGACGGUAUUCCCCGCGUGGUUUGUGGCGUAACAGAUGAAACGACAUGUCAAGAAGUUGUUAUAGCAUUGGCUCAAGCCCUUGGUCAACCAGGGCGCUACACAUUACAGGAGAAAUUUAAAGACUUCGAGCGGAGCAUGGCGCCCAAUGAAUGCCUACUGGAGACUCUUGAGAAAUACGGCCAGCAGGCAAGGGACGUCCGACUCACACUGCUUCACAACGGACCUUUGGUCUUGGACGAAAUGAACAGGACAAAAGUUGGGAGAUAUCAGCCCUGCCCACCAUUGAGAAGAAAAGAUGCAGGCACCAGAAUGCGGCGGGGUAGCGGUUCACUGAGUUUGCAUCGUCAAAGUUUGCCACUAAGUUUAAGACAAGAGGCUGAGCAGCAGAAAGAGGACGUGAAACGACCAAAAAGAAAGUCUCUGACGCUCAUGGAGGAAGCCUGGGAAUGGCUGGAGAGUCUUGGUAAAGGCAAGGUCUAUAGUACCACAUUUGAUAAGGACAGCAGUAAGAAGACGGAUAAAAGGAAUUGUACCUCUUUGGGUGUUUCUCUCACUGUGGACCAUGGUAACUCAGGUAGAAACAGUAGAAGCAAAGUCAGAGGUCAGAAAAUUGUAAAGUCAGACUUGGAUCAUCAAACGUCCUGCUGCAUGGGGAGUCAGACGAGGGGUAAAGUGAGUAAACGAGCAGAGAAGACUGAAGUGGCAAAAUCUGAUCAAGUAGCCAGUUCAAAACCUGCAACAAGUGAAGACGAUAAAAACAGUCUAAGAGAAACCAUAAUAUAUCAACUGAGCUGUUUGCAGGACUUACAGGACCAGAUUGCACGCAUAGACAAACUGAUUUUGGAGCUUGAGGAAAAACAGCGGGGCAAGAAAGAUGAGCAGGAAGCCCAGCAGAGAGUGGUUGAAGAGGAGGUAGAGCAGAUCAAGUUUUGGGAGAAUGAGUUAAAGGCAGAGGAAGGUUUCGAGAAAGACUUGCAAUGCCAGUUCCUUGAGAUGAGAGCUAAUGCUGUUGGGUGCAAGGCCAAACUGGAGGAGUACCAUCGCAAAAUGCAGGGGCUUGAUUUCUUUGCCCCUCAACACGUUGCUGAAGGGGAUUCAGAGAGCAUUUCAGAAGACGGUGAAAAAGCUUCCACGGAUAAUUCAGCUGUUUCAACUCAGGACCAACAAUCUGAUCAAGAUGGGGAUGUAAAUAUUAACAGGAAGUUCCUGCCCUGUGAGGACUUGAACCCUCCUCACGCUCUAGUUCCUCCCGGGCAGAUAAAGGAGCGACGGCCCACUGGGCCCACUGAGCUGAGGGAGUGGUGGACGCGCUGGUCUCAGGCCCAAAGCCCUCAACCACAGAGUAAAAAGAAGGUGAUUCACCGCUCUGAGCUCACCAUAUAUCUGGGCAGUACAAAGGUUUAGAAUCAUAUUGACAGAUGUCACAUAUUAAGAUUUCAGAGCAAGAAAUAUUGGGAAUGCUGUACUUUCUAAAUCCUCACAAUGCAAGAUAUACAUCCUACUGGUACUGUAUUGUGUACCACUCUAAUCCUAAGCAAGUGGAUCUGAAAUCAUGUGCAACAGGAAGAUCUUCCAUAACAAAAUCCCCCAAAAAGUCUUAAAGCUAUUUUUCUGUACAGUACAAUAAAUACACACUGAAAAAAGGAUGUAAUAACUUUAAAUUUGUAAUUCAGAACUUCUUCUGCAAGGAGGAUUUCAUGACAGUCAGAAUCAAACAUGAGAACAUUCAUAUUUGGGAAUUAUGGAAUACAUUGUACAUAAUAUAAUAAAUAUAGGGCAAUCAAGAAAAUCUUUCCAUCAAGAUCCAGCUUUCAUGUGAGCAUUUUGGGGAUUCUGUCCUCAAUUUGAAGAACGAUAAACUUUGUAAACUAAAAUCUAUGGUGACAAUGAAUCCUUUUUCUCUGAGGAAAGGGGUCAUUUUAUCUGUUGUGAAUAUGCACAUUUUAUCAUCUGCUGACAAACUAAUUGUUUUACUGUGGAGAACCCAUCUAUGCAAAUGCACCUUCAACUUGAUGUAAUAAACCAUGAUACUCUGUAAA
Eleginops maclovinus (Patagonian blennie) is the source of this 2320-nucleotide messenger RNA. RefSeq names its product Ras association domain family member 11 (gene rassf11). Bases 261 to 1685 code for a protein of 474 amino acids. Gene Ontology annotation, biological process: signal transduction. The transcript has 2 exons. NCBI's taxonomy places the organism in Eukaryota, Metazoa, Chordata, Actinopteri, Perciformes, Eleginopidae. The record is from RefSeq and is a predicted model, not a curated record.